AUGAGCUCAGCGCUCUUGUGGGUGCCAGCUGGGAAGUAUGAUUCUGUUUCACCAUUGUGGCAGGAUCAAUACAUCUGGUCUCCAGUGCCCGUCGACAAAAGUCUCCCCCUACACCAAACUUCAUUCCUUGAAAUCGAUGAGAGCGAAGCCGCAACAGCGGUCCGUUCGAGAGCGAAUACGUCAACAUCAAAUACAACCAGACAAAACAUAUCGGCAUUAGUGUCAGAGCGAGAUCUAGACCAUGAAGCUGGCGAACGCGAUGCCGCAGAACUGGACCAGGCGAUGGGGAUAAAGGGGCGACAUCAUGGGUCUACAUCAGGCUUCUUGGUUGCUCCAGCAAAAAGACAGCCCUUAACGCCGACCGUGGAGAAUAAGCCAAAGGGGACGGUACUGCGACCUGACUUAUCGAAAGCGAAGAGACUGCGUAGCUUUCACCUUUUGAGGAAGGCAAGAACUGGUUCGUUCACUCGUCCAGCGGCAUUGGAAACAUACCACCAGGCGCAUGAGAAAACCAGUGUGGCAGUGACCAAGGCCCCCGAAGCUCCAGGUGAAGACGAAGAACCAACGUUGACCGAAACAUCGGCUGGGAAGGAAACCUGCGGUGAUACCGCCAAGGAACCAUCCAAAGGCACGAGCCAACGUAGUGUCGGCAAUCAGAGAGCUCGACCACGACAGCGGAAAGAUCGACUGGCAAAGGUCAAAGCACAAAGAGGCAUUGAUGAUACCCAUAAACCCGAUACGAAGGUCCAACAGGCGCUGAUCCAAGCCCCCAUCGAGUCUCAGCAACAACCGCUUUCAAAUACGCCUAGUGGCUCACAAAGCAUGAGCUUGAAGCUGGACCUGAACCUCGACAUUGAAGUGCAACUGAAGGUGACAUUGAGGGGCGACCUGACCUUAUCCCUUAUGAAUUAA
Molecule: messenger RNA, 912 nt
Organism: Neoarthrinium moseri
Lineage: Eukaryota; Fungi; Ascomycota; Sordariomycetes; Amphisphaeriales; Apiosporaceae
Exons: 1
Coding region: 1-912 (303 amino acids)
Source: RefSeq, a predicted model, not a curated record